UCGCAACCUCACAUUCCUCCCGUUUCUUUCGCUCUCCUUGUCCGAAGACAACCAAAACUCAACGCCUGCGAAUCCAAACACCUUCCUCUUCUCUCACUAUUCCAUUGUCCUAACGAAAAAUUCUCAACAAUCCCAAAAUAGCUAACUAUACUAUACCUAUGACCACCCCAAAUCACUCUAAGCUCUCAGACUUCACCGUUCAAUCCAACGCUACUGGUAGAGAAUCCCUCAACGACGGCGACGAAGCUGUCCUUUAAGAUCGAUCCGAAUGGAAUCCAUCAUGGUUAUAAUCUUCUCGCCCGGUUCCUAGAAGCCGACAUAGCUCUCCGAGGCCUUCAGUUCGCACUACUCGGUUUUCUCAGAGGUUGGGUGUUUCUGUUUCUUCAUCUUCUUCGUUGUGGUCUUGGUUGGGUUUUGUAAUGGAUUCGAAGCAACAGCAGAGGGUGAGGAAGAAAAGGGGUUGGCAUAGGAAUGCAGUAACGGUAGGGGUGGUGGUUUUGGUGGGUUGUUUCUUCUUGAUGAAUUGGUGGAUGCUUUUUCGGAUCCAAGAGCCGGGUCGUAGUAGAGGACUCAAGUACAGGUUCUUGAGAACUAAUUCGACAACCAUACACAUUCGGGAAGAACUGAGAAAGCUUGGUAAGGGGAAAAGGCUGCACAAAACUAUUUAUGCAAGGCUGUUAGCUAAGGCUGCGCAUGCCUUAGCAGAGGGACAGAACAAGCCAGAGCCCAAGGACCUGUGGGAGGAACCCUACAUGAUUGCUGCUUCAUCAUGGAAACCUUAUGCCCAACACCGCAACUGGGAACCUAGUGAGGAAAAUAAGGGUUACAUUAUGGUUAGCGCAAAUGGUGGGAUCAACCAGCAGCGAGUAGCUGUCUGCAAUGCUGUUGCUGUUGCUAGAUUACUCAAUGCAACUCUUGUUCUUCCAAAAUUUUUGUACAGUAGCGUCUGGAGAGAUGUGAGUCAAUUCGGCGAUAUCUAUCAGGAGGAGCAUUUUAUCAACUACUUGAGGCUUGAUAUUCGGAUAGUAAAGGAGCUUCCUUUAGAGCUACAGUCAUUAGAUCUGGAGGCAAUUGGUAGUGUGGUGACAGAUGUAGACAUUGUGAAAGAGGCAAAACCAAGUUUUUACUUGAAAUACAUUCUUCCUAUCUUGCAUCUAAAUAGAGUCAUCCACUUUGUUGGAUUUGGGAAUCGCCUGGCGUCUGACCCUAUACCGUUUCAGUUGCAGAGACUCCGAUGCAGAUGUAAUUUUCAUGCACUGCGAUUUGUUCCCAACAUACAAGAAACCGGUGCUUUACUUAUUCAGAGAAUGCGUCAGAAUGCAACACACUCAGGACUACUGGAUCAUUACCUCGUUGGUCCAUUUGCAGACUCAAAGAUGAAACAUGAAAGAAGUCGUGCUGGAAAAGCUUCCAGAUACUUAGCUCUACACUUGAGGUUUGAAAUUGAUAUGGUUGCUCAUUCUCUGUGUGACUUUGGUGGGGGAGAAGAAGAAAGACAAGAACUGGAAGCAUAUCGUAAAAUCCAUUUUCCUGCAUUGAUGGAGCUAAAGAAAACCACAAAGUUACCCUCUUCAGCAGCUCUUAAGUCAGAAGGCUUAUGUCCAUUAAUGCCUGAAGAAACAGUGCUUAUGCUUGCCGCUUUGGGUUUUAAUCGUAAGACACGCAUAUUCCUGGCAGGUGCACAUAUUUAUGGAGGAAAGUCAAGAUUAGCUGCCUUGACUAACUUGUUUCCUAAUUUGAUUACCAAGGAGAGCUUGCUUUCCUCUCAUGAAAUUGAACCAUUCAUGAAUUUCUCAUCUCAGUUAGCAGCACUGGACUUCAUAGGCUGCACAGCUGCUAAUGUGUUUGCCAUGACGGACUCUGGGAGUCAAUUGUCAUCUUUGGUGUCUGGUUACCGGAUAUACUAUGGCGGGGGCAAGAUGCCAACAAUACGACCAAACAAACGCAGACUUGCAGACAUCUUUUUAAAAAACGACACGAUAGAGUGGAAGGUGUUUGAAAAAAGAGUGAGGAAGGCAGUAAGACAAACGAAACGGGUCUUUUCACGGCCCACUGGAAGGAGCGUAUACAGGUAUCCACGGUGCGAUGAGUGCAUGUUCAAUGCAACUGAGUCUGUGGCUGGCAAGGGUUCAUAAAUUCCACUUGUAUUUUGAAUUUUUUUUUUCUCAGAAGGGUCAUUAUACUUUUACAUUUUGAGUAUCAUUGUUUUAUCGAGCGCUUUGCCAAUUAAAUGUGGCAUUCAUUGGUUCGUUUAUGUUGUACAUGACUCCUGAUAUAGGACUAAUUGGGAGAAAUGAGUUAAUAAUUUUUGUUGCGAUAUAGAAAAUGAAG
This is a messenger RNA of Ilex paraguariensis (yerba mate), 2331 nucleotides long. Lineage: Eukaryota; Viridiplantae; Streptophyta; Magnoliopsida; Aquifoliales; Aquifoliaceae. The record is from the annotation of a GenBank genome assembly.